AUGGCGUUCCAUCAUCUUUUCGCCGCAGCAGCGCUGCUCGCAACCAUCGCCUCCGCGCAGGAUUCGCAAGGCUGUUCAUCUCCCACGCUGUUCGAAGGCAACUACUACUGCUCCAAAGUCGAUGCCAUCACGUACACCGGUGUCGGCGGUACUGGGUCCUAUAACCGCGUGACAGACAUGCCAUCCAGUGGAUCGUGCUCGAGCAGUCCAUCCAACUACUCUGGAUCCUUGUCCCCGCUUGACCAAGAGGUCUCUCUGCAUAUGCGCGGCCCUUUUCAACUCCUUGAGUUCGCUGCCUACUCGCCCGGUGGCCCAGUUGCGCGAAAAGCGAAGAGAAGCGACCACAUACAUCGCCAUGCGCACCACCACGCACGUGGCGUUCGUGCUCGGGGAGUCGGGGACUGGGUGACCGCAACCAUCGAUGGCGAAGUGGUGAGCUGGAUCAACGAGUAUAACGGAGGUGCUGCUCCCACUGCAUCCUCCGGCGGAUCAGCUUCAGCUUCGACAUCCACGUCCACCACCGCUGGCACAAACAACCCAGCCCCACUCACCUCCUCAACCCCUUCCACCGGCUCAUCGCCCCAGAAUUGGACCCGACAAGCCUAUUACGACGCAGCCACUCAGACUUCCCAAGGUCUCGUCUUCCUCAACCACUACGGUGGCACCGGCUCUGGCGUCUUCGACUACGUCUACGGCAACUCCCUCUCCUAUUCCAGCGAAGACGGCACCACAGGCGCCAGCAGUCCGCAAACUCUCGCAUCCACCACUCUCCCCUCCAGCGCCGAGGUGGUCAUCAUGACGGACUCGCAAUGCGGCGCGCAAGAUACCGACUGCGGCUACUAUCGCCCGGGCACCGUAGCAUACCACGGCUUCAACGGGCCCGCAAAAGCCUUUUUCUUCUCCUUCCAAAUGCCCAACGAGGGCGGCACGAGCGCAGACAUCUACGAUCCCAUCAACAUGCCCGCCCUCUGGAUGCUGAACGCUCUCAUCCCACGCACACUACAGUACGGCUCGGCAGACUGCUCAUGCUGGACUUCCGGGUGCGGCGAAUUUGACAUUUUCGAAGUACUGACUUCGGGGUAUCACAAGGCGAAGAGCACGCUGCAUGGAAAUGUCGCCGGCGGCAGCAGUUACUGGUUCCGCAGGCCGGAGGAGAUCUCGAUUAAGUUGGGCGUGGUGCUGUUUGAUGACAACAUUCAUGUCAAGGUACUGGAUGCGGAUACCGAUUUUGAUGAGGAUGUGAGUGGCGUUAUUGAGGAGAUUAUCCAGAGUACGAUGGCGGAUUCCGGGACUGUUACGCUGUUCCGCCUUGCUGGGGCGGGGAGUGGGUAG
Messenger RNA from Neohortaea acidophila, 1332 nucleotides. RefSeq names its product putative TOS1-like glycosyl hydrolase-domain-containing protein. Bases 1 to 1332 code for a protein of 443 amino acids. Gene Ontology annotation, cellular component: fungal-type cell wall. The transcript is spliced from 2 exons. NCBI's taxonomy places the organism in Eukaryota, Fungi, Ascomycota, Dothideomycetes, Mycosphaerellales, Teratosphaeriaceae. The record is from RefSeq and is a predicted model, not a curated record.